Phytophthora nicotianae INRA-310 is the source of this 1299-nucleotide messenger RNA. RefSeq lists its product as hypothetical. The record is from RefSeq and is a predicted model, not a curated record. Lineage: Eukaryota; Oomycota; Peronosporomycetes; Peronosporales; Peronosporaceae. The transcript has 2 exons. The coding region runs from base 1 to 1299 and encodes 432 amino acids.
AUGCUAUUGCUUCGCUUCAAUUCGACCAUCUUCGCAGGCUUGCGACUUCUGGUUGCCAUCAGUAUUUUGCUCGGAUCGGAGAAGCCGACGCAACAACUGUUUGACCAGUCUGCUGCUGUGUCCGACGCGCUUGCACCUCCAACUGACCAGCAUUUACAACUCCACGAUUCUACUCAGUUCCGUGACAUCGGCAACGCUGACGAUAUUUUCGACUGGCUUACGUUCACAUUAAUUCCCACAGUGUUUUUUACGGCUGAUGUUAAUGAAACCUUAUCGCGUCGUGGGUAUCUGGACCUAAGCAACCAGAUUUUGGGCGGUGUGAUUCUCGAAAAGACCGCCGUAGGAUUCAGAGAUUGCAACUCCACUGAAGCUUUUGUUCAAUUGUAUCCAUACUGUUUGGCAGCAGAGCACCCGCGGACUUCAUCUAUUUUCUUGGAUUUGAACAUGAGUUCAAGGGAAGCUGCAAAUACAAUCACAAGCUUGAAAAUGAAUGACACGUGGGUGAACUAUCACACUAAACUCUUCCGGGUGACUGUCGCCACAUAUAACAGCAACACUGACACUUUUUCUGUGACGCGACUCGACGUCAACUUUCGCGAAGCUGGUGAACUCGAAGUACUUGCUGACAGCUGCUCAAACAGUGACGAAUUUUUCCUUGCUCUACGCGAAGUCAUUGAGGCACUCGAUGAUGCUGCAAUUUGGGUCAACGCAUAUAGCAUGGUUGGAGCCAUCACGAUCAUCCAGUUGGGUUCGUUUGUCAUUCGACAAUUGCGUUUUCACCCGAGAUUAAAUGUGUUCGCUCGUACAGUGGCAACUUCUCUUCGUCAGUUCCGGGACUUUAUCGUGAUCUUUAUCAUCAUCUUUAUGACUUUUUCUUUGGCGGGGAAUAGUCUUUUCGGCAAACAUGUUUAUCAGUUCUCAUCGGCAUCAAACUCGAUUGUAUCCUGUAUGAAUAUGCUGUUUCAAACGUUCGACUACAACAGUAUCAGUAGCUUUCGUGGGGCGGGUAUUUACUUCUGGAGCUACAUGAUUGUUAUCAAUACCGUUCUUCUCAACAUGAUGCUGGCGAUGGUGAUUGGAGUUUACCAAACCAUAACCCAAGAAGGACACGAUGGGGAGGUGAGCAGACAACUUAUCGCUAGAAUUCGCAAAAACUAUCCCUCCAAAGAAGCUAUUCGAUCACUUCUAUGCUGGCGUGGCCAAGGCAGAACGCGGCUUGUCCCUACAAAAGACCACCCAGCGCGUUCCACACCUUCAAUUGCUGACGUGGAAGCGUUGGAAUUUUUCAAAAACGUAUAA